CAAUAUUAGCUUGAUCCGCAGGUACAAGAUAACACCGUACGAGCUUCGUAUAGAGAUCCUUAUCCCAAGCCCCGUUCGUAUAAAAUCCUCAUCCGGAGCCCCGCUCGAGGCGGUGACCAGAACACGACCGCUCAAAAUGGAGAACGGUGGCAGCCCCAACAAGCCCAUCCGAUGCAGAGCGGCGGUGAGCAGAGUGGCGGAGAAGCGGCGCUGGUCCAUGAGAAGGCUGGUGGAGGUGGAGCCUCCCAAAGCAUGGGAGGUGAGGAUAAAGAUUAUAUGCACCUCGCUCUGUCACAGCGAUGUCACCUUGUGGAAGAUGAAGGAGUUUCCUGGGAUUUUUCCAAGGAUUUUUGGACAUGAGGCUGUCGGAACGGUGGAGAGCGUGGGGGAGCACGUGGAGGACAUCCGGGCGGGCGACACGGUGGUCCCCACGUUUCUAGCGCACUGCGGGCGGUGCGUCGACUGCAGAUCGGAGAGGAGCAACAUCUGCUCCCUGCUCCCGUUCAGAUUCAAGGGGAUGCCACGUGACGGGACCAACAGAUUCAAGGGCUUGAACGGGGAGGAGAUUCACAAUUGCCUCUGCGUGUCGAGCUUCGUCGAGUACACCGUGGUGGACGUGGUGCACGUGACCAAGGUGGACCCCCGCUUGCCCCCGGAGCUGGCUUGCCUGCUCAGUUGCGGUGUUUCUACCGGUGUUGGAGCAGCUUGGAAGGUUGCUGCCGUGGAGAAAGGGUCCACCGUCGCCAUCUUUGGUCUUGGGGCUGUUGGUCUUGCGGUGGCAGAAGGGGCAAGGAUUCAUGGAGCAGCUAAGAUCAUAGGUGUUGAUUUGAACCCGGCCAAGUUUGAAAUGGGGAAAAAGUUUGGGCUCACUGAUUUCAUUAACCCAAAGGAUAUUGGAGAAAAGUCCGUAAGCGAGGUGAUAGUUGAGAUGACCAAUGGGGGCGCAGAUUAUUGCUUCGAGUGCAUUGGCUUAGCGUCCUUGAUGAGCGAGGCAUUUUCUAGUUCCCGAAAGGGGUGGGGCAAAACUGUAGUCCUUGGUGUGGAGCUGCAUGGUGCGCCUCUGUCCAUAAAGUCCCCGGAGCUCUUGUAUGGUAGAAGCAUCACGGGGUCACUAUUUGGAGGAAUCAAAGCCAAGACAGAUAUCCCAAUUCUCGCACAACAGUAUCUUAAUAAGGAGUUAAAUUUAGACGAGUUUAUCACACAUCAAGUUGAUUUUAAGGACAUAAACAAAGCUUUUGACCUACUACUUCAAGGGAAGAGCAUUAGAUGCACAAUAUGGAUGGAUAGAUAAGAAGACAACAAGAAAAGUAUACAAAGUGGGCUUUGCUUAUUUCACCCAAGGAAAUAAAAGCAAGAAAGGGUGAUAUUUAAUUGUAUUUUCCUUUUUUUUUUUUUGGCAAGGGUAGGCUUGAUUGAGUAAGCAAAUAGGGCAAGAUGCCAGUGUUCAUGCAAGAAUGUUCUCAUUUGAUGUAGAUCAUAUGUUCGAAAAUAGAAAGUGAUGAUAAUGCUCUAUUAUUGAGAACAAUUAUUGAUCACAAGGUGAACAUAACCAGUAAUAAACAAAGUAGCUGUAAAGGAGAAAUAGAGACGCAUCACAUAAUCGAAAAAGUCGUUCGUGAUCAUCA
Asparagus officinalis (garden asparagus) is the source of this 1625-nucleotide messenger RNA. Its product is annotated as alcohol dehydrogenase-like 7. Gene Ontology annotation, biological process: formaldehyde catabolic process. Gene Ontology annotation, molecular function: zinc ion binding; S-(hydroxymethyl)glutathione dehydrogenase [NAD(P)+] activity. The transcript has 10 exons. The coding region runs from base 137 to 1291 and encodes 384 amino acids. Lineage: Eukaryota; Viridiplantae; Streptophyta; Magnoliopsida; Asparagales; Asparagaceae. The record is from RefSeq and is a predicted model, not a curated record. Gene Ontology annotation, cellular component: cytosol.